AGAUUCAGAAGGUGUCCGAAGACUCUAGAAAUUGCUAAAAUUUAAUCUCUGGGCCAGGCAUGGUGGUGCGUGCCUGUAAUCCCACUUGGGAGGCUGAGGCAGAAGGAGGUUCGACACCAGCCUGAGCUACUAGUGACUUCAAGGCCAACCUGAAUUAUGUAGUGAGACCCUAUCUCAAAAGCAAAACAAAAACAUCUCUCCAGUGAUUACUAUGGUUAGGUCCACAAAGGCAACUCCUGUUCAUAUCCCUUCAUUGUGUUCCUGGGAUCAGACCAAGCCACAAAAACCAGAACCACCUCCUCCAGGAUCAGGAUGAGAUAGCAGCUGCUGCUCUCAGAAACAGGAACUUGGGCAAGGUGGCUCCUCAUCCUUUGUGAUGCCUUCAGAGGAAGUGGGUGGUUGUGAGAACCACAGGGUCUGCAGAUGAAGCCAGUGCUCCAAGGACCUACACCUGUGUCUCUGACACAGCUCAGAGCCCUGGACCUUCCUCCCUGGCUGGCUGUUCUGGGGAGGCCGCCAAGUCUGAGAUCACUAAGGAGCACUGAGCUUUUGCCCCAACCCCAGUGUACUGCUGACCACGGACAGAUGCUGAGCUUCCCAAGCCCACUCCAAGAGCCUCUCUGAAGAUCCUCCAGAAGCCGCUAACAUGUCCAGCUGAAGCAUGCGUUUUAGCAGAGUGUCCUCCCCAAGCCUCUGAUGACAAGAAACCAAUUCCCCUCAGCAAUGUGCUUCUGAGAGCUCAGCUGAGGAGCAAUGGGAAGUCUGCCCAGCAGAAGGAAAACCCUGCCAAGCCCAAGCGUGAUCCCCUGUGUCCAAGCCCAGGGACCUGAGCCCUUGCAAGCAGAGAGGUGCCAGGCCACAGCUGUGGCCCUGGGCAGUUUCCCGGCAGGCGGGCAGGCAGAGCUGUCUCUGAGACUGGGAGAGCCAUUGACCAUCAUCUCUGAGGAUGGAGACUGGUGGACAGUACUGUCACAAGUUUCCGGUAGAGAGUACAGUGUCCCCAGCGUGCAUGUAGCCAAAGUCUCCCAUGGGUGGCUGUAUGAGGGCCUGAGCCGGGAGAAAGCUGAGGAACUGCUGUUGCUGCCUGGGAACCCGGGAGGGGCCUUCCUCAUCCGGGAAAGCCAGACCAGGAGAGGCUGCUACUCCCUUACAGUCCGACUCAGCCGCCCUGCAUCUUGGGACCAGAUCAGACACUACAGGAUCCAGUGCCUUGACAAUGGCUGGGUGUACAUCUCCCCUCGCCUCACCUUCCCCUCACUCCAGGACCUGGUGGACCAUUACUCUGAGCUGGCAGAUGACAUAUGCUGCCUCCUCAAGGAGCCCUGUGCCUUGCAGAGGUGUGGCUCACUCCCUGUCAAGGACAUACCCCUACCUGUGACUGUGCAGAGGACAUCACUCAAUUGGAAAGAACUGGACAGCUCCCUCCUGUUUUCUGAAGGACCUACCACCGGGGAGGCAUCUCUUCUCAGCGAGGGUCUCCGGGAGUCCCUCAGCUCCUACAUCAGCCUGACUGAGGUUGUCUCCUUGGAUGAUGCUGAGGUCAAAAGCAGAGGUCGGAAGGGGAACCAAGGCUGUAGCACCUAGAAGGCCAACUUGGCUCAAGCUGAGCACCCUGGAAACAAGGCUGUGUACACUCUGAGGGGAGGCCUGGGACACAGGUGCAUCCAGGGUUCCACCCGACCUUCUGCUUCUUCCUCUCGGCCCUAAAAAGUCACUUACCUCCUCCCCUGGCCAUGACCCUGCCUGCAACUUCUAGUUGGAGUGCAGGGCAGUUGGGAGCAGGAUCAGGGCUCCAGAAGAGAAUAAACUUCCACUGGGCUCAUUAGGUCCUGGUGAGUCCCAUUCUGCAUGCUAUUAACCAGCCCUACGUACAAUGUGAGAAGUCACCACUAACAUCAAGGAGAAAAAAUAAUUUUAGAAAAUUGACAGGUCUCAGAACAUCAACACACCUUGGAGGGCGACUGUGGCCCAGAAGGAGAAGGAAACAAGUGGUGGGUGACUGAUCACAACAGCAGAUCCUGGGUUUCCGCCUCCACCUGACCUCCAGAACAAGCAGGACCACUUAAAAUCCAGGUCCUCAAAUGUUCCCUGCAAGCCCCUUCUCUGGACAGCCCCAGCUUUCAGAUGUUUCAUUUUGUAGCUUAUUCAAAAGCAGCCAAGUUCUCCCAUCUCCCUGGCCUAGCCAUCUUGUGGCCAAAUACGAAAUGACACCUCUUCCCCUCCCCUCCAACCCACAGGGUCUCACUAUGUAGCUCACACUUGUCCCUUGCCUCAGUCUCCCAAGAUUAUAGGUGUGCACCACCACACCUGGCUCAAAGUGACACCAGUUGAGCCUAACACACUGUAGGUGAGCGCAGAGUGCAGUGUGCAGGGCAGGGGCAUGGGAAAGUAGUGAGCCCAUUCUCCACAGUGCACCCAGGCACAGCCUGAUUUCCCUGGUGCCCACAAAGAAAUAGAGGCCUGGGUGGAGUGGCAAAGGGAGCACAGAGGGAAAGAAGCUAUCACCUCUGAUGCUGCUCUGAGGCAGUGAGGUGGGAAAGGGUUUAUCAGGUAUCAUCAACAGGUUCUCAUUAAAGAUUUGUUUAUUCAAGUAUCUGAAAACAUUCUACAAUGGAAACAUUAGCUGCUGUUUGUACUAUGCUAUGGACCACACACAUCCUGCCACACUGUUUUCAGAAGGCUUGAAAUGCCACUGAUAGUUUAAAAACUGUACACCGGAUAGAGAACUAAGGAAGAC
Heterocephalus glaber (naked mole-rat) is the source of this 2737-nucleotide messenger RNA. RefSeq names its product Src like adaptor 2 (gene Sla2). NCBI's taxonomy places the organism in Eukaryota, Metazoa, Chordata, Mammalia, Rodentia, Bathyergidae. The record is from RefSeq and is a predicted model, not a curated record. Gene Ontology annotation, molecular function: protein binding.